Strongylocentrotus purpuratus (purple sea urchin) is the source of this 7873-nucleotide messenger RNA. RefSeq lists its product as uncharacterized. The record is from RefSeq and is a predicted model, not a curated record. NCBI's taxonomy places the organism in Eukaryota, Metazoa, Echinodermata, Echinoidea, Camarodonta, Strongylocentrotidae. Bases 132 to 536 code for a protein of 134 amino acids. The transcript is spliced from 3 exons.
GUCUGGAAUGCCUCAGUCAUCCAGCCAGUGAGCAGACAAAGCCAGAAUCUAAGGUUGAGCAGUCGAGGCCGAGGAGACCAGGAUGUCAUAAAUACCAGUCCUUCACCCAGAACAAGAAACUCCUCCGCAGCAUGGGCAUGACCUCAACGUAUUCUCCCGAGGAGUUUGUCGGUCUGACCACCAUCGCAUCAUCACCAUGUGAAAACAACAACCUGCCACCACCACCACCCGUAGCAUUCCUUUCAUCGUCAUCGUCGUCCUCGUCGUCACAGCAACGACAGCAGCAGCAAUGGAGCGUCAUGAUCACGCCCACAUCCAGCCCCACCAAAGAAAUGGAGGGCGUCGUCAACGAAGCGCAGAAGACCGCUGAGGAGGACAUCAGCGACAACACCUGUUCGUAUUGCAGCGACGACGACCACCACGACGACAUCGGUGAUGAUGACAGUGAUGCAGAUACGAUGACGGAGCGGGGAGCGGAGAGAUUUGUUUUGGAUCCUUGUAACGAGCUCGAUUUAGAACAAAUUGAAAAGUACUGAAAUGCCCUCCAUGUUUAUGGAGAUGAGGACAAACAGAAGAAUCUAAAUUCUUGUGGUAUAUGAAGAAUGUGAGAGAUGAGAGAAUAAUAUUCAGAUUUGAACCUGUCGGAUGGAAAUCGACAGGUCGACGUUCAUUCUCAGUAUUGUUUCUGAUCGACUGAUUUACAUGAAGUUCGAAAUAUGGACUCUACAUGUGUGAGAAAAUACUGACAGUAUUAUGGCAAACGCAAUUUGGGCGUAUCAUUAUUUUCUUCUCAUUUGUUGAAGGUAUAAAAUGUAAGUCAGGAGCGUUUUUUUCUUGACAUAAUUGAGACCAAAUGGAAUGAUGUGAUGAUUAGAAGAUGAAAUGAAGAAUAAUUGACUUUCAAAAUGAAAUUUGUAUUUUGUAGGCCUACUGUUUUUAGAACUAGCAUCAUAGUUCUUGAAUUGUGUGAAAAGUGGCAGUACAAAAUGGGAAGAAAAUGACAGUAAUUUUUUUUUUACAAGAAUCUUUUGUUUCAUGUUCACAGUGACAAGAGAAAAAAGAAAGUGCUUUAAUCUUUUUAGAAACUGUCUGUAUUAUUGAUAAUAAGAGAUGCGAUAUUUUGCUGAUUUUUGGUGUGCCUAUGCAAGUUUUAACAAAACAGUUUGAGAGAAGAAAAAAAAUGAAACUUAGGAAAGUAGAUUUUUCUGAGGUAUUUAGAUGAAAUUGAAAGGAAAAUUAUGGUGCAUGCUUUGCAAUUAUCAUAUGGUAUUCAUUAAAAACUGGUAUUACUGAUAGUUCUAUUUCUUCAAUUUUUGAUGAAAAUUUCUUGUGAAAAGAAAAUUGACUUCAACCUGCAUUUUGCAGUGUGUAUCUCUAUUAAAGUGAGAUAUAGGGAAAAGACAGGCCGUAAACCAAUCAAAGAUGAUUUCUCAAAAUAAGUGAUGAUAUUGAGGUUUUUUUUUGUGCAUUUCUAGGUCCAUUUAGAAUUAGGAAAAAACAUGAAGAAAAUAUAUUCAGUAUCCUUAGAGCCUACUCGAUUUUUAAUCAAAAGAUUUGCUAGAACUGGGAUGAGUUGGAAGUAAAAUGCUUCCUUGAAUAGCAUAGCGGCAUAUUGUGAUUGCUAGUAAGGCGAGUGAUUUUAACCACAUCAAUCCCUUCAGCUGUAGAAUCAGGUCUAAUUCAUAGCAAGCCCAAACGUAAUUUUAAACAGCCGCCACUAUUCAUCAUACAGUGUUCAUUUUUUCCCCUGACACAUUCAAUAAAGAUCAAUUAAUUUGAUUAUAAUUUGCAAACACGAGUUACCUGCAGUGGGACUAUGAGAGAGAAAUCUUAUGAUUGGUACUGACUUUUGUUCUAUCAUCUCUACCUCAAAUUUAGCUCUUUCACAAUAAGAAAGGACUAUCUUCUUUCAUUCGUCUGCUCCCCCCGUCUGAUAAAGGGGCUGCUUUUGUGUGUAAGCUGUGUGGAACAAACUGAGAACUGGUUUAUGUCUUUGUAGAUUCGUGUUUCUAGGGUCUGAUUCCAAAGACUAUAGAUUUUUUUUCUCCUCCUUGUUCCUUGAAACGAGGAAUGUCACUGAUUCAUUAAAUGUGAAUGAAAUAUACGUGUUAAAGCUGUAAUUCAAUAAAUAUAACUGAUAUUUUGUUGAUGAUUCAUGGUACAUUUAAAUGCAUUGCUCCUUGUAAUAUUUGAUAUUAUGUAACAGACACAGAGUUUCUGUGCACAUUAAUGCAAAAUAAGUUGAUGCAUUUCAAAAAGACAUAUUCAUUUAACUUUCUUUUGUUUCUUUUUGUAGAAAAUGCCAUUUUUACUAACUAGUGCAACCAACUUAAGAUAACUGAGACAAUAGGUGAAACGUGUAGAUAGUAUAUGGUUCAAAGUAUCAUACCAAAUAGAUUAUAUAUAUGUUUUGUUUGUGAGUGCAAAGUCCUUUUUCUAUCCCUUCUUUGAAGCUGUAAUAUGCUUCCUUGAUAAACAUUUUGUUUCCAAAUAAUGCUAGUGCUUUUUUGUUAUCAUCCCUCGAGCAAGACGCCUUUGCGUCGAGCCAAUUUUGCAGUGUUACAGUACUAUGCUUCAUUAUUAUAUGUGUUGAGUAUAAGAGCUUCUUUUGAGCUACGUUUGAAAUAUAGUGUGCAAAAAAAGUUUUUGUUUUGUUCUUAAGAAAACAAUUUUUAGUAAUAACAAUAGAGAGAAACCUGUGUUAUGUAUAGUGUGUUUGCAGGAUGCAUGGUGUUAAUCUAAUGGCCCUUAGAUUGAUUGAGUUGUAAUAUUUGUUAUGUGUGAGAGUUGCUUAUCGAAUGAACGCUGAAGACAUUGCUAAGAACCAUCGUACGUAUAUAUUUUUUGUAACCUAUUCUCAUUCUUAAAUAAAGCACUUUUAGGGUAUAGUAAACUACACAUGCAGACUAACAACAAUCAACAAUGAUUUGUAAUAUAUUUAUAUCGUGUGCUGUGUUUUGCACUAGUUUCUCUUAAUACGAUGCAAUUAAUUUAACCUUGAGUAAAGAAACCCUUCUUAGUACAUAAUUUAGUGAACUUCCUUCUUUAAAAAAAAAUCAUAAGGAAAGAACAAUUAGUUGUUUUAAUGUAGGUCUACAUUACUUUAAAUAUUGUUAGUAUUAGCAAGCAGAUAUGUUGGUUUUGUAGUCCUCUUGUUAUCAUUAUACCUGACUUUCGAUCAUAUAAAGUGAUGAAGACCGCAUUAUAUUGUUUUGUCAGUUGACAGGCAGAAGGGCAUUAAUCUGAAUACUUUUUUUCCAAAAUGUUAACGCCUUUCUGCCUCUCAAUGAGUGACAGUUUGUUGAAAUAUUUUGUAUUUAACCCAUCAGUUUGAGUGUAUUUUUUGUGUGAGUGUGUGUGUGUUUCUUUCUCUUUUGAUUUUAAAUAAUGUUUUUUUUUUGUGCCAGCCUGUCUUUGUUAGGUAACUUGCCAACUUCCUAGUAUCCAACAGAGGGCAAAUCCACAUGCGGGGAAAAAAAACAAAUCUGCACAGCGAUAUUAAAACAUUGAUUUGAUCAUGAAUCUUUGUUUUGGGGGGUACAAAAUAUCCUCCUCACAAACAGCAGAGAACAAUCAUUACUGGAUUCCAUUGGCUGAAAUGUGAGAAAUUCAGAAGAAUAAUUUUUGCAAGUUGAAAUGCAGGGAAAUGCCAAACUCUUCAGGUAAUUUCUCCUACCAUUCAAAACAUUCUGUUGAUUUUCGUUAGCCUUCCAUGUUCAAGAUGUGGUACUUUGCAAAUUAAAAUAUCAUCUCUUAAGAGCCAGGGGGUGUUCACACAUAGUAAAAUGGUGUGGAGUCAACACCCAUCUGGCUCUGAGCUUGACGAUAUAAUAGCGGCAGUAUGAACUGAUUGUAUUAUGGUUGUAUCAAUCAAUGAGAAUAUAGCUCUCAUCCAUGCCGAGCAAACGUAUGGGAAAGAGGCCUUGUAAUUCCAAUACUGUCCAUGUGGAGUUGCCCAGAAUCGUGGAAAUCUGUUGUAGAGCCUUAAUUCUUCAGGGUAUUUUGUAAACCAAAUCAACUACUUUGUUGUUGUUGUUGUUGUUCCUUCCUACUUGUCCAUAUAUGAAAUGUGUGAUCUAUUCAUGUCUUUUUUAUUUAAAGUUCCUUCAAGAAUCAAAGAGUUCCGUGUUGUAAUUUCAAGCCAUACGUAUUGGGUCUGUCCAAUGUAUAAGCUGUUACCCAUUGCACUUCUAAAUGUUACCUAAUGGUUAUGUUAAGUUUCACAGCGUGACUAAUUAUCCCACAUUUCUCCAUGUCCCCCCCCCCCCCCCCAUAUUUUGUAUUUCAUUGGGUUAUUCUAUUUCAUGCAAAUGUAAUAUUACUGCUUUCCCUUUGAUAGCAACAAACCACCAAAUUCAUCCUCACUUUAAGUCAGUAUAUACAUGUAAUUCCUUUGUAAUCCCAAGCUUACUACUCUGUGUCGAUAGUUCGUUUAGUUUAUACAUCAAUUAGCAAUUCACUGUGAUGUCAUGAUAACUGUACGAAAAAGCCAUUAGAGUUGCUCAAGCUUGGUGAAAGUGUACUCGGUAAAUAUGUAACUGACUUAUAAUGAAAUACGGUGUAAAUGUUUUGAAUAGAUAUUUUUGUAAAAGAAAUUAAAAAAAAAAAGAUACACUAAGUGCAUGAAAAGUUUCUGAAGUUACGAUAGGAGUGACAUAGGCCUAUUUGCAAAGACCCACCAGUGUUCAAAUAUACCUUUCUUGUAUGGGUGUAGAUCGUUUAUAUAUUUCUAGCCAUGUAACUGUGACUGUCAUUUCUAUAGUGUCUUGGUGGAUAGAGUGCAGAGUGCUGUACCCCAUGCCUUAUGUAUAUUCAAAAGCCUCCAUUGGCUUUUUUGUCUCUGAGGUAAUAGCAUUGAUUUGAACUUGAAAAUAGGAAAUAAUACAGUAAUAAAUGAUUAAUGUUACUUUGAACCUCAGAAUAAAAGGAAAAAUAUUUAAAAGGUCUAGGGAUAACAUUUGGAAAUCAAGAGACUUUUAUACUAGUAAGCCCUGGAAACAUGCUCAAAUAUUUCCACAUUUUCUGCUCUGGAAAUGCAUGGUUUCUCUUUGGGGAGGGGGUCUAAAUUCUGAUAAAAAAGUUGCCUUGAAAAUAUACAUUCUGCCCAUUUGCAGCAUGUUAUAAUUAUGUAGUUUAUAACUUGGGAAAUAAUUGUAAAUCAUGGAUUUGGAAGUUUAGCAAAUUAGUUUAAAUUGUAAAUUCUCAAGGUAUGCAGAAUGCUAGCUUAAAUCAAUGCUAUUACUGUUUUAAAGGUGAUAUAUAUACAUAAUUUGUUUUAAUAACUCCAUGGAACGAUACUCAAAUGAAUUUCAUAAUCCCUAAAGAAAUAAAGUCAGAUUUGUUAGGUGCACCUUUAACAUGGAAUUUUAACCAGCUUCAAAAUUCACAUUUCUCUCCCAAAUUUUCAUACUUCACUCAGGGAUAAAGCUAUAACAAUAAAAAUUGUGUUUCUUCUCCUAAGCGCAAUUCUUUGAAGGAAUUAAUUUUUUUUUCUGCAAUGAAGUUCAUAUAUUGUCGACUGGUUGCAGAAUAAAGGUAUUUUUCAUAAUUUUAAAGUAACGAUGCAAGCUAGAACCCAUUAAUCAAUGAAUAUAACAAAUCAAUAUUUCAAUGCAGAGUAAGUCAUUGAAUUCAGGCAUUUUUAGAGACUCUUUUGUUCAUAAUGUUAAUAGCUUUUUGAAGAGCAUUCUUGUUUAGGCGGCUGUUUGUGUGUGGAUGUUUAUAACCAUUUGAAGUUGUUCUGGAGGCUCCUUGCUAUUCUACAUAACGCUCUGUUUCAGCCAUGCUCCGUUUUACUCUAAAGAAAGAAACUAUAUGAAAAUUGUGGUGAUUUUGUGUUACUGUUUGAUGUUUCUGGUGUGAAAUCUAUAUACUGGUUUCUUGUUUAAAGAUUUGUAACAACAAUUUUAGACCUUUAUGCAGAAAUAAACGGGUAUAGUCUGUGAUAAUGAAAUUUAGAGGUUAUUGUCGUAUGAAAGAUAAAUAUAAGGGCUUAUAAAGAUAUUUUUUGAGGGAUUUGUAUUCCCUGGAAAGGAAAUGUGAGUUUGUAGCCAGGCUUCAAUUUUAUGUUGCUAAUAUUUUUCUGAAAUUUAUAAGAUAUUUUUAAACUUUAAAUGAAAUUAUUGAUAAAAAAAUAAAUAUAAUGUAAACUCUACCAGAAAGAGAGGUGAUACUUUCUCAAAGUGUAAUGAUGCAAAAUAAUCCUCAAAAUGUAAUUACCAAUGGUUCUCUUCUGUUUUUUUCUUCUAAUUUAUUUCUUCUUUGGCAUUAGGGGAUGUAAACACAUCAAAAAACUUGUAUUGGUACAUUUGCAAGAUCUUUUUCAUGAAGUUUUUGUAAGAGUAAGAGUGAUAAUUUUCUCUUCAUUCUAAUCUAUUGCAGAAUCCUUUUUUGCAUUUAUUUAAGCAGCUGUUUCUUUGUAUCCCUUUGAGAGGUCUGAUAUUUUUUACCCAUUAGUGUUGAGCUAUGAAGGGGAUUAAAUCAAUCAGGUAAUUUACACUUCAAAAUUCGGGCAACUGAUAUACAGCAUAGUGUGAGUUUUUUUUUUUAACCAUCUUACAAAAUUAGUUAUUUUGUGUUUUAUUCUCCCUUUAUUCCCCCUUUUAGGGUGCUUUUUGUUUGCCAUUUUAUUUAGACUUUCAUUUUGCGAUCAUUUCAUUAAGAAAAUAGAUGAAUAUUCUUCAGGAUGGACUUCUAUAAAGUGCAAGGCUUGAGUAAAUGUGAUAGGAAUAGUGGGAUUGAACAAAGAUAGAAGUGAAUCAACUGGAAACUGCCAAGAUAAAUCAUGAAGCUGGAGACGAAGAGUGAAACUGAGACGAUGAAUCUGUUUCAAAGAAGAGAACAUAUGUACACAAGUCUUUGAUUUUAUCUGAUUCCUUCCAAAAAAAUUUUCCCUUUUGCUCAUGGAAUUUGUGAUGAAAUAAGAUGACUUGUGUACUAUUUAACUUUGUUUUUCAAAUGAAAACGGCGUAAGUUGUGUCUUGUUUUUGAUUAAGAUUGUAAUAGAUGAAAUUUGAAAUAGCUAUUUCUGUUCUUAUGUAGACUGGAAAAGGGUUGACAAAUCUUCGUGUUUUUUUUCCAGACACCAUACUAGCAUUCCAUUUCUUUUAAAUGUGACAUUCAUGAGUAGUUACAGCUUUCUCGUAGCUCAAUACUCUCUUUUUCCAGAAAAUUUUGUGUAUGAAAUUCGUAGCAUAUUGUAGAAGAGGCAGAAAUAAGAUUAGAUUGUGAUUUAGGGCAAUUCGAUGAACUGAAUUUAGAUGAAGUAUGAAAUAUGAUUGAUUUGACGAAUGUAAAUAGAAUGGUUCUCUCUUCAGAGUUUGUACAAAUGGUUCGUAAACAAAAAAGAAAACAAAGAAAUUGCAGGUUCGAGAUCGGUUGUAUCAUAGGAGGAAAAGCUGAGAGGAAUUGUAAAUGCAUUGAACAAGUGUUUUUUAAAAGCAAGAUUUUGAAUGGAUUUUUUUAUUAUUGAAAAGAAGAAACUGAUUUUUUUAAGGAUGUGAUUUUUUUCCAAUGAAAUGAACAUAAAUUCUAUCAGUGCGCUUAAAACAGAAUUUCUGGGAACUGGGAAGAUUACAAUUGCCAUGUAUCUUUCACCCCUUUCUACGACAUUCAUGCCUGUACAAGAUGUAUUAUUGACAUCACAGUCUUGUGUAUCUCUCUCUUCCUAAUUUUCUCACUUCUUUCUCGAAUCUUAACAAGGUUCAAAGUAUCUUUGCCAUUGGGGAAAGGUUUUUUUUUUUCUUCUCAUUAUUGAUGAUGUGAUUUUUUUGAAGUGAGGAACAAGGAGGUUUGCGAUUGGCUCAGGAUUACGUCUUUGUAUUUUUGUGUGGACAACAAUUAAAAAAGAUGCGUCUUCUUGAGAAAAAAGUUA